ACGCCGAACGGGUUCUCGACCAGUGUGGAGAUCUAGCUGUUCCCGGGUGUUUCCGGGGGAGGGUUGAGGGCCAGCGUUCUGCUUGGUGCUGCUGCUGCCUCCCAGGGCGGCAGAGCUGGGACUUCGCCGCGCUUCAACCCCUAGGCCGGGGUAGGAUCCUGGGACACCAGAAUAGAUGCAUCUUGUGGUUAAUUGUGCCCUGCACUAGAGAGAAGUCCCGGGAUGAUAUUCUUGGGCUGCAUUUCUCUACGCUGGAAUUUACCCAUUUCAUUCAAGAAACAUUGACUGUCUGCUUAUGGUGACACAUCCCAGUGAAGUCUGAUGGACAGACCCUUUCUGUUGACCUUGCAGCUUUUUUCUCCCAUGUGGAAGUUGGAAGAUAGGGUGAAAGGGGCAGAAGUGAUCUGCUUUGGUGAAUAGGAGUGCUCCACUCAGUUCUCAGAACAUGGGCCCUCGUUUAAAGCUACAGCUGUGAUCUUCGGCUGUCUGUCGGCAUUGGAGAGACCUGAUGUUUUACGUUAUUGGUGGAAUCACAGUGUCUGUGGUUGCAUUCUUCUUCACAAUUAAGUUCCUCUUUGAGCUUGCUGCACGUGUAGUCAGCUUCCUCCAGAAUGAGGACCGUGAGCGCCGAGGGGACCGGACUAUUUAUGACUACGUGCGGGGAAAUUACCUGGAUCCCCGGUCUUGCAAAGUCUCCUGGGAUUGGAAGGACCCCUAUGAGGUGGGCCGCAGCAUGGCCUUCCGAGUGCAUUUAUUCUAUAAGAAUGGACAGCCUUUCCCCGCACAUCGGCCUGUGGGACUAAGAGUUCACAUCUCCCAUGUUGAGCUAGCAGUGGAAAUUCCAGUGACCCAGGAAGUUCUUCAGGAGCCCAAUUCCAAUGUGGUAAAGGUGGCCUUCACUGUGCGCAGGGCUGGGCGUUACGAAAUCACAGUGAAGCUUGGUGGAUUAAAUGUGGCCUAUAGUCCCUACUACAAAAUUUUUCAGCCUGGAAUGGUGGUUCCUUCCAAGACCAAAAUUGUGUGCCAUUUUUCUACUCUCGUGUUGACCUGUGGGCAGCCACACACACUUCAAAUAGUGCCCCGAGAUGAGUAUGACAACCCUACCAACAAUUCCAUGUCCUUAAGAGACGAGCUCAAUUACAGUUUGUCCAUUCAUGAGCUUGGUCCUCAAGAAGAAGAAAGCGCUGGUGUCUCAUUUGAGAAAUCAGUGACAUCCAACAGGCAGACUUGCCAAGUGUUCCUGCGACUCACCCUGCAUUCUCGUGGCUGCUUCCAUGCCUGCAUUUCAUACCAAAAUCAACCAAUCAAUAAUGGCGAAUUUGACAUUAUUGUCCUAACUGAGAACGAGAAGAAUAUUGUCGAGCGUAAUGUAUCCACUUCAGGGGUGAGCAUUUACUUUGAGGCUUAUCUUUAUAAUGCCACCAACUGUACCAGCACACCGUGGCACCUUCCACCCAUGCACACGAGCUCUUCCCAGCGCCGGCCUUCCACUGCUGUCGAGGAAGAAGAUGAAGAUUCGCCCUCUGAGUGCUAUACCCCCGAGAAGGUGAAGAAACCGAAGAAGGUGUACUGCUACGUGUCGCCAAAGCAAUUCUCAGUGAAAGAGUUCUACCUGAAAAUCAUUCCCUGGCGCCUUUACACCUUCCGAGUGUGUCCAGGAACAAAAUUUUCAUACCUUGGCCCAGACCCUGUCCAUAAGCUCCUCACACUGGUGGUGGAUGAUGGCAUCCAACCUCCCGUGGAGCUCAGCUGUAAGGAGAGGAACAUUCUAGCAGCCACUUUCAUCCGCUCCCUCCAUAAGAACAUAGGAGGCUCUGAGACCUUCCAGGACAAGGUGAACUUUUUCCAGAGAGAGCUUCGGCAGGCACAUAUGAAAAGACCACAUUCCAAGGUCACCCUGAAGGUCUGCAGACACUCCUUGUUGGAAUCGUCUCUGAAAGCCACUCGGAAUUUCUCCAUCUCAGAUUGGAGCAAGAAUUUUGAAGUGGUUUUCCAAGAUGAAGAAGCUCUGGACUGGGGAGGGCCUCGCCGGGAAUGGUUUGAGCUGAUCUGCAAGGCACUAUUUGAUACCACCAAUCAGCUCUUCACUCGAUUCAGUGACAACAACCAAGCAUUAGUGCAUCCCAACCCUAAUCGCCCUGCUCAUCUGCGGCUGAAGAUAUAUGAGUUUGCGGGGCGGCUGGUGGGCAAGUGCCUCUAUGAGUCCUCUCUAGGAGGAGCCUACAAGCAGUUGGUCCGAGCUCGCUUCACCCGAUCUUUCCUGGCCCAAAUCAUAGGACUACGUAUGCAUUACAAGUACUUUGAAACAGAUGAUCCAGAAUUCUACAAAUCUAAAGUUUGUUUCAUUCUCAACAAUGACAUGAGUGAGAUGGAGCUGGUCUUUGCAGAGGAGAAAUAUAACAAAUCAGGUCAAUUGGAUAAGGUUGUAGAACUCAUGACAGGUGGAGCUCAAAUCCCAGUCACCAAUGCAAAUAAAAUCUUCUAUUUAAAUUUGCUGGCCCAAUAUCGACUGGCCAGUCAAGUGAAAGAGGAGGUGGAACAUUUUCUAAAAGGCCUGAAUGAGUUGGUCCCGGAAAACCUUUUGGCUAUUUUUGAUGAGAAUGAGCUUGAGCUGCUGAUGUGUGGGACUGGAGAUAUCAGUGUGUCUGACUUCAAAGCCCAUGCAGUGGUGGUUGGUGGUUCAUGGCAUUUCAGAGAGAAGGUCAUGAGGUGGUUUUGGACCGUGGUUUCCAGUUUGACCCAGGAGGAGCUGGCUCGGCUGCUUCAGUUCACAACAGGCUCCUCUCAGUUACCACCUGGAGGCUUUGCUGCCCUGUGCCCCUCAUUCCAGAUUAUUGCUGCUCCGACCCAUAGCACGCUACCUACUGCACACACGUGUUUUAACCAGCUGUGCCUCCCUACAUAUGACUCGUAUGAAGAGGUGCACAGGAUGCUACAGCUGGCCAUCAGCGAGGGCUGCGAAGGCUUUGGCAUGCUCUGAUUGCCCUCCUGUCAUCCACUCGGCUCCUGCACUCACUGGAGCACGUGGGCACACAUUACAGACACUGUAACCUCUGGCCCUGACACUCACGUAACCAUCAGCCAAAAGAUGCCGCAUGUUCCCUGUGUCUGGAGUAUUUUGUCAUCUACAGGCCUUAUUCUUACCUCACUCCCUUCCUGUCCAUAUCCACCACAGGCUACUUUGGCAUGGUACAUAAUCUGGGCUGUGCGUUCAUUCCUGAGAAGAGGACCAUGCUGCUGUAAUUUUAUUUGGUUCUUUGAAGAUCUCGGUGGAGCUGCCUCAGUAGCUGAAGGAGGUUGCGCAAAGGACUCAGCUCUGUUGGAAAUCUGGUGUGCAGAAAGCCUGAUGCCCACGCUUACUCCAUCUCCCUCUGCUAGUGGUCCUUGGAGGUACUUUGUUUGGCCCUCAGUGCUGACUGGUAUGUGAGUCCUUCUCUGUAGGGAGGGUGUUUGCCUCUUCUCAUCAGGAGCCAGGAGAAGCACAGAGAGGAAGUGACCCACAUGAGCAAUCUUUAGUUUCAUCCCUUUGCACAAUGGCAGGCACAGGCCAUGGCACUGGACUACCUCUAAUGGGAACCCAUAGCACAAAAGAAUCUUUUCUUUUGUGGUAUCAGAACUGGAAAGGAGCUUUCCCUGCAGGCGUUUCUGGAAAUGAUUAGUAAUCCAUAAAGAAGAACUCUCUAAGCUUUUUCUUGAAUUUGAGCCAGGUAAGAAAAGCAGACAGAAGACCUAAGAAUGUGAAUGAUAGCUGGACUGUAGCUUCCAUUGCUGAACAUGAUCGUCCUUUAGGGUUAUGGGGUAUGCUUAGGCAUAUAGCUGGCUUGGACUACUGAUGCUCUUCCCCGAGUUUGUUCCUUACAUUGAGGUGUGGCUGGGCCUGGCCGCUUACCUCCGAGUUACACAGUCUGCUAAGAGCUGAGGAUUCUUCUCUGACAUGACUUCAGAGGGUCCCACCAGGUCUCUCUCCUAGAUUUUUGCUGAGGAAAAUUUUGUAGCAAAGGAUUGAGACAGUGAGAAUAGCAUGCCAGCGAUCCCUGAUUCUCUCUUUGCUUGGUGUUCUCUGGCAGCACUGAGGCAAGGGAAGAGGGACCAAGAGUUUAAGUGCUUGCCACAGUUCCUUUCCCUUGGGGUCAGGACACUGGGAACAGACACAGAGCUGUUGUCACACAGUAAAUACCUAGCUGUCCCAGUGACUUCUAUCCAUUCCAUCAGGUACCUGGAAGGGGAACUGAGGAGGGAAGAUGAUAUAUUAGGUUCACAGUGGGACGAUGAUUAAAGAGAACCUGCAGCUGUCUCUUGAAAGAUGACACCAUCCUUUUUCAUUAAAAUUUGGAUAAAAUUUUUUCAAGAUUCAAAAUCUCAUUGACUCCCCAAAUUUCUGUUUUUAAGAAGGCUUUGCUGCAAGUUACCAUUCCCAGUGGAGCACUCAACUCUGAGAAUAUUACAAGCCAUCUUUUUGCCAAAACCCAGCAAGUACACAGAGUCCUGAGACAAGGCAGGACUUGUGGCAAUGCCUUGGCCUCCUGGAAGCAUGUCGGAGCCCUCCCUCCCCCCAGGCUGGGUGGAGAUUGCAAGGAGCAAGCCCUCCUGAACUGCCGCGGUUCCUGCCUGACUCUUUUGCAGUCGUCAUUUGUCCUUUCUUGGCAUGGGUGCUGAGCUCCCUCACCGUUGGGGUCCAGGAUCCAGCAUCAGGGCCUCUACACCCCAGGAUCCUCCAUGCCACGUGGUCACUGCUCUCCUCAGGGACCAGGACAAGGUGCUGCUGCUUGCCCCAGUUUUUUCCCCUGGAAUAUGCACAG
Messenger RNA from Trichechus manatus latirostris (Florida manatee), 4799 nucleotides. It is a transcript of the gene AREL1, whose product is annotated as apoptosis resistant E3 ubiquitin protein ligase 1. The transcript has 20 exons. Bases 509 to 2980 code for a protein of 823 amino acids. Lineage: Eukaryota; Metazoa; Chordata; Mammalia; Sirenia; Trichechidae. Gene Ontology annotation, biological process: protein polyubiquitination; negative regulation of apoptotic process. Gene Ontology annotation, cellular component: cytoplasm. Gene Ontology annotation, molecular function: ubiquitin protein ligase activity. The record is from RefSeq and is a predicted model, not a curated record.